CUCAGCCAUGCGGGGGACGUCUGAACUCCAAGGAAGCCGGGUACAUCACCUCCCCAGGGUACCCCAAUGACUACCCCUCCCACCAGAACUGCGAGUGGGUCAUCUAUGCCCCUGAACCCAACCAGAAGAUUAUCCUCAACUUCAACCCUCACUUUGAAAUUGAAAAGCACGACUGCAAGUACGACUACAUUGAGAUCCGAGAUGGGGACAGUGAAGCAGCAGACCUGCUGGGCAAGCACUGUGGGAAUAUAGCACCUCCUACCAUCGUCUCUUCUGGCCCAUCUCUCUAUAUCAAGUUCACCUCGGACUACGCACGGCAAGGUGCCGGGUUCUCCCUGCGCUAUGAGAUCUACAAGACAGGCUCUGAGGACUGCUCCAGAAACUUCACCGCCUCCAAUGGCACUAUUGAGUCUCCAGGUUUCCCUGACAAGUAUCCACACAACCUGGACUGCGUCUUCACCAUCAUAGCCAAGCCAAAGACAGAAAUCCUCCUUCACUUUCUGCUCUUCGACCUCGAGCACGACCCGCUGCAGGCGGGGGAAGGAGACUGCAAGUAUGACUGGCUGGACAUCUGGGACGGCAUCCCUCAGGUCGGCCCCUUGAUAGGCAGGUACUGUGGCACUAAGAUGCCAUCGGACAUCCGCUCAACCACUGGCGUCCUCUCGCUCACCUUCCACACGGACCUGGCAGUGGCUAAAGAUGGUUUCUCUGCUCAGUACUACUUGAUCCAGCAGGAAGUCCCGGAAAACUUCCAGUGCAAUGUGCCGCUGGGGAUGGAGUCUGGCAGGAUCUCCAACAUGCAGAUCAGUGCCUCCUCCACCUACUCAGAUGGGCGAUGGACCCCUCAACAGAGCCGGCUUAACAGUGAUGACAAUGGCUGGACCCCCAAUGUAGACAGCAACAAGGAGUACCUCCAGGUGGACCUCCACUUCCUGACUUUGCUCACAGCCAUUGCCACACAGGGAGCCAUCUCCAGAGAAACCCAGAAUGGCUACUAUGUCCGUACUUACAAGCUGGAGGUCAGCACCAAUGGGGAGGACUGGAUGAUGUACCGACAUGGGAAAAACCACAAGGUAAAGGCCUUUUUGUCUCUUUUGCAUGCACCUUGGUGAGUCUUGCAGCCAACAGGAGGGAAGAGAACAGAGAGAUUUUACAGGCCUGGAGGGCUUAAUCUGUGAGGGACCCUUUUUCUGAUGAGGUCUAAAAGACUGAUGAUGGUCUGAGCAGAAAUAGUCCUUUCUCCUCUGCACAGCAAUGAGGAAACAUUAUUCCUUGGAA
This is a messenger RNA of Cariama cristata (Red-legged seriema), 1278 nucleotides long. It is a transcript of the gene NRP2, whose product is annotated as neuropilin 2. The record is from RefSeq and is a predicted model, not a curated record. The transcript is spliced from 6 exons. NCBI's taxonomy places the organism in Eukaryota, Metazoa, Chordata, Aves, Cariamiformes, Cariamidae. The annotation marks the transcript as partial.